AUGAAAAUGUAUCGCAUACUAUUGACAUUUUUGGCGAUUAUACUUGCUUGCUCCGUUUCAGAAGCCUUUCUCGAUCGAAAAACUCAACAAAAGGUCAAUGGAAUCUGCAAACAGACACCAGACACCAGAUUCUGCAGUAGUGUCUUUGCCAAAAGCAUGAUUCCUUCUUCCCCAAGCAACAAAGAUCUCAUGAACAUGACAGUAAGACAAGCUGAAAGAUUUUCAGCCAACACAAAUUUCUUCAUCAGCACGCUUCUUAGGAAUGCCGGAGACGAGAAGCCCGAUCUUCAAAUGUGCGCAGAAGCUUACACCAUUGUAGACAUGGCGUUCACAAAUGCUGUCUCUUACUUUGAUCAAGGACUCUACAAUAAUAUCCUCAAGCUUCAAAAGAAAGUUUCUAGAGGGGUUAGUAUCUGUAAGACAGAUUUUAUUGUGCCUGGUUAUAAGAUCAAUCCGUUGAUUGAGAAAAACAGAGACGCCAUGGUGUUUAUGGCCAUGGAAAAGAUCGUUAGUCGUAUGGUUGCUUCAUAA
Messenger RNA from Arabis nemorensis, 531 nucleotides. The record is from the annotation of a GenBank genome assembly. Lineage: Eukaryota; Viridiplantae; Streptophyta; Magnoliopsida; Brassicales; Brassicaceae.